Cooperia oncophora is the source of this 1260-nucleotide messenger RNA. The record is from the annotation of a GenBank genome assembly. NCBI's taxonomy places the organism in Eukaryota, Metazoa, Nematoda, Chromadorea, Rhabditida, Trichostrongylidae.
AUGAGUCGAGAGGCAACAAAACGCUAUGAGACCAUCAAGCAUUUGGGUGAAGGACAGUUCGCCAACGUUUACAAAGCGAAGGACAAGGAGACGGGUGAUUUCGUUGCGAUCAAGAAGAUCAAACUGGGUUCAAGGGCCGAGGCUAAGGACGGCAUCAACAGAACGGCGCUCCGUGAAAUCAAGCUCUUACAGGAGAUCCAUCACGAUAACAUAAUAGGGUUACGUGACGUCAUCGGGUCUCGGACUAAUAUCCAAUUGCAUGUCGUCAAAGACCGCGACAUCAUUCUCAUGCCUCCACACAUCAAAAAUAUGGCAAUGCAGACGUUAUUGGGCUUGGAAUUUCUCCAUGCUCAUUGGAUUCUGCACAGGGACUUGAAACCCAAUAACCUGCUGAUGAACAGUGCUGGCAGGAUAAAAUUAGCGGAUUUUGGUUUGGCUCGAUUUUUCGGAUCACCGAAUAAGGUGUACACGCAUCAGGUGGUCACUCGUUGGUAUCGUGCCCCAGAGCUGAUUUGGGGGGCAAGAGCAUAUGGAACUGGUGUGGACAUGUGGGCGAUGGGCUGCAUCAUUGCCGAACUACUUCUUCGCGUACCGCUGUUCCCAGGUGAAUCCGAUUUGGACCAACUGGUGAAAAUCACCCACGUGCUCGGAUCGCCCACCGUAGAAGAUUGGCCGGCGAUGAAGAACCUCUCGGAUUAUAUCGCUGUGAAAGAAAAGGUUGGAAUCAACCUCCGGCAUGUGUUUACGGCUGCCGGUGAAGAUCUAAUCGACCUGUUGCUAGGCUGCUUCGCCUACGAUCCCUUAAAACGUCUCACUGCCUCAGAAGCGCUUCAAUGCCCGUAUUUCAGGUCUGUUGAGUUUUUGCUAGUGAGGCAGCGUUCCAAGGGGCCUUUCUAUUUCGGAACCAAUGCUAUGCCUCAUACUUAUUUGCGACCAACUGUCCUAUAUGUCCUAUAUGUUUGCAAAGCAUAUGUAACGAGGAAGUCAAUAGGAAUCCCACGUGGGGCUGGAACACCCGGACUAUGGAUAGUAAUAGUGGUCGCAACACAAAUGGACAGUAACGAGCCGCUGUGCUGUCUGGAUGAGGAGCUGCCGCUGCCGGCCCGUGCAGGCGGUGGUCCGCAGUUGAAACGGGCGACGACUUCGCGACGACGUGUCGCCGCCCCGUCUCAACAUUUGAAUUUGUCCUUUUUUGUGGCAAUUUCACGUGCUUCGUUGAAGAUCCUCCAUGCUGUUUCCUUCACUGGUAAUUUGUUUUGA